Arvicola amphibius (Eurasian water vole) is the source of this 5083-nucleotide messenger RNA. It is a transcript of the gene Alcam, whose product is annotated as activated leukocyte cell adhesion molecule. The transcript is spliced from 17 exons. The coding region runs from base 687 to 2480 and encodes 597 amino acids. NCBI's taxonomy places the organism in Eukaryota, Metazoa, Chordata, Mammalia, Rodentia, Cricetidae. The record is from RefSeq and is a predicted model, not a curated record. Gene Ontology annotation, cellular component: plasma membrane. Gene Ontology annotation, biological process: cell adhesion.
CGGCUCAGUUUCCGACUCGGUCCUGCAGCGCCUCUAGGCUGCGGCUCCGCGCUCCAACCACCUGCUCCUUGCCGCCGCCAAGGAAGCUGGGCGGGAGGGAGGAGCGGGAGGAGGAGGAGACAGGCAGCUUACACACGCCUUCCCGUCCUCCACUCAGAGCAGCCCGAGCCCGCGGCCGCCGCCACUGCUCCAGCUGCCGCUGCUCCAGCCACCGCCGCGGCUGCCACCUGAGGAGACCAACGGUGCGAGCACUGGGCGCUGCCCCGCCGACCCCUCCGAGGUCCCCGUGACCCGUGGACGGUGCGACUCUCAUUGCUCCCCUUAUCCUCUCCUUGGCAAGAAGAGAAAGUAGCAGAAGAUAGCAGCCAAAAAGAACCGCGUCCACCUUGACUACUGAAGCGUCGUCUCCUGGAAUACGAGGGUUGCCUGUCCUGGGAAGAGCAGCCAGAGACACUGAGGGAGGACGUGGAGGGAGAGGAAGGAGUUGCGGGUUGCGCGUGGAGGAAAGUUGCGUGUGGCUUAGACCCGACGGCGCAGCGCCACGAUCCCCCGGGGACCGUGUGUCUGGGAAAACGCCGCCGUCCCUUUGAGUCGGGACCCACGAGCUAGCGGGCCCGUGGGCCCGGGGACGACGCCCCCUUCUGCGGCGUGGACUUUGUGGGUGGCCCUCAAGGAGGAGGAGGAAUAUGGCACCUAAGCUGUCCCCUUCUUGCCGUCUGGUUUUCUGCCUCUUGAUCUCUGCCGCGGUCCUCAGACCAGGGAAAGGAUUCUCAUUGCCUCAGCUUGACUCAGGUGUGCCAGGCCUUGGAUGGUACACUGUCAACUCAGCUUAUGGAGAUACCAUUGUCAUGCCUUGCCGACUCGAUGUACCUCAGAACCUCAUGUUUGGCAAAUGGAAAUAUGAAAAGCCCGAUGGGUCCCCAGUGUUCAUUGCAUUCCGAUCCUCUACAAAGAAAAGUGUGCAGUAUGAUGAUGUCCCCGAGUACAAGGACAGAUUGAGCCUCUCAGAAAACUACACUUUGUCUAUCAACAAUGCAAAGAUCAGCGAUGAAAAGAGAUUUGUGUGCAUGCUAGUGACUGAGGACAACGUGUUUGAGGCACCUACACUAGUCAAGGUGUUCAAGCAACCAUCUAAACCUGAAAUUGUAAACAAAGCACAAUAUCUUGAAACGGAGAAGCUACAAAAGUUAGGUGACUGCAUUUCAAGGGACAGUUACCCAGAUGGCAACAUCACAUGGUACAGGAAUGGGAAAGUUCUGCAACCCCUUUUAGGAGAGGUGGCCAUACUAUUGAAAAAUGAAAUUGAUCCAGUUACUCAGUUGUAUACCAUGACUUCAUCCUUGGAGUAUAAGACAACCAAGGCUGACAUCCAAAUGCCAUUCACUUGUUCUGUGACAUAUUACGGACCCUCUGGCCAGAAGACAAUUCAUUCGGAACAAGCAGUCUUUGAUAUUUACUAUCCUACAGAGCAGGUGACAAUACAAGUGCUGCCACCAAAAACUGCCAUCAAAGAAGGAGACAACAUCACUCUUCAGUGCUUGGGGAACGGCAACCCGCCUCCUGAGGAGUUCAUGUUUUACUUACCAGGACAGCCUGAGGGAAUAAGAAGCUCAAAUACUUACACACUGACAGAUGUCAGGCGCAAUGCCACAGGAGACUACAAAUGCUCGCUCAUCGACCAAAAAGGCAUGAUUGCUUCAACUGCCAUCACAGUUCACUAUUUGGAUUUAUCCUUAAACCCAAGUGGGGAAGUGACCAAGCAGAUCGGCGAUGCCCUGCCUGUGUCAUGCACAAUCUCUGCCAGUAGAAAUGCGACCGUGGUGUGGAUGAAAGAUAAUAUCAGGCUUCGAUCGAGCCCAUCAUUUUCUAGCCUUCAUUAUCAGGAUGCUGGGAACUACGUCUGUGAAACGGCUCUUCAGGAGGUUGAAGGGCUGAAGAAACGGGAAUCACUGACACUCAUUGUAGAAGGAAAACCUCAAAUCAAAAUGACGAAGAAAACUGACCCCAGUGGCCUGUCUAAAACAAUAAUUUGCCAUGUGGAAGGGUUUCCAAAACCAGCUAUCCAGUGGACCAUUACUGGCAGUGGAAGCGUCAUAAACCAAACAGAGGAGUCUCCUUAUAUCAAUGGCAGGUAUUAUAGUAAAAUUAUCAUUUCCCCUGAGGAGAAUGUUACACUAACUUGCACAGCAGAAAACCAACUGGAGAGAACAGUAAACUCCCUGAAUGUCUCUGCGAUAAGUAUUCCAGAACACGAUGAGGCAGACGAUAUAAGUGAUGAGAACAGAGAAAAGGUGAAUGACCAGGCAAAACUAAUUGUGGGAAUUGUAGUUGGUCUCCUACUGGCUGCGCUCGUGGCUGGCGUCGUCUACUGGCUCUACAUGAAGAAAUCCAAAACUGCAUCAAAACACGUCAACAAGGACCUUGGCAAUAUAGAAGAGAAUAAAAAGCUGGAGGAAAACAACCACAAAACAGAAGCCUAAGAGAGGAGAGGUUGCAGGUCUCCAGAGAAAACCCAUAUAGACAAAUUGAAGCAUGGACGUGGAUUGUAUUUAAGACAUAUACAAAGACAAUGACAGCAAUUCAUGGUUCAAGUAUUAAGCAGUUCAUCCUACCAAGCUGUCACAGGAUCUUAGAGAAUUAUCUCAAGUGAAACAAUGAAACAAAGUUAUAAAAUCAAAUAACAGCAAGAUUUGGCAGCCAUGAUAAUAGGUCAUAUGUUGUAUUUUGUUUGUUUUUUUUUUCUGUAAAUGUCUGCACUAAGGAUUUUCUUUCAGUUUGCCUUUUAUGUAAAUUUUUUACGUAGCUAUUUUUAUACACUGUAAGCUUUGUUCUGGGAGUGGCAGUUAAUUGGAUGUAUAAUGUAAUGUUUUAUUUCAAUUGUUUAUAUGGAUAGUCUGAGCAGGUACGGUUCUGAUUCUGAUUGCUAUCAAUAAUGCCCCAAACUUUCUUACAAGAACCUGAAACCCAAAGGUGACAGUUUGCGAGGUUGGGGACAUAUACCUCGCUCAAUCAGAAGCUGGCUUCUUAAUUCUGAGGAUAGGGGGCCAGCCCAAGUGAGAGUCAGGAGCGCUACAGGGUGUGAUGGCCUGUCUGAGGCCAGCAUGCUCUCAGAAGCAAGUCACAGAUACAAACAUCAACACCACGUGAAUGAUACUCCCCUACUGACAAUUCUGUCUUCUCUGAAGAAGACAUGCACAGAACUUGGGUCACAUUUACUUAACAACACCUUCUAGGAGAUUACACUCAGUCAAAAGAAAAGUUAGAAAAAAAUAAGAAGAAAACAAAAACUAAUGUGUCCGAGAAAGUUGGAAAAAAUGACAGCUAGCGUUCCCGUUUUCACAGAUUACAAUAUAAAUCACUGUAAUUACAAUUGGUGUUAAAUCCUUUGGGUUAUCCACUGCCUUAAAAUGACACUUAUUUCCUUUAAAAUAAAUAAAAUAAGAGAUAUCAGUCAGAAUUGCAGAUUUAUAACAGUGGUCAUUAUUAAAGCUGUGUUAUUUUCCACAGAAUAUAGAAUAUAUAUUUUUUUCGUGUGUGUUUUUGUUAACUACGCUACAGAUAUUGAAUGCACCUUGAGAUAAUUUAGUGUUUUUAACUGGUACAUAAUUUAUCAAGCAGUACAUGGAAGUGUAAUAAUAAAACGUCUAUGUAUCUUUAGUUACAUCAGAUUUGUAACUUUAUAAACAUGUUUUCUGCCUGAGGAACUUUUUAAGGAGAUAGUGUACAUGGGAACUUUUUGAAGUAGACUGGAUGAGGGCCAGUAGCAAUUUGUGACUAGACUUUAACCUUUGCUCUUUCAGGUAGAAGCUUGGUUUCUGGGAUUACACUGCACAGCCAUUUUGUCUGGGAUUUACGUGUAUAACUUUAUCUGAGAAAAUAAAAAUGACUAUUUCCAGGUAUAGCACUAUGUUCUUUGAGAGGAAAAGGAAAUGUGGGGCUUGCCUUUAGACUUAAAGAAUAAGCUUUUUUGAAGGCAAUGAGAAACUAAUCAAGAUUCAUCUCUGAAGAAGGUUGGAAAUAAUCUUUUGCCACAUCUGUGUAUGGAGAGAUGUGUCUUUGUACAUUUGUAACCACUUGAUAUCUGAGCAAUAGUGUCUCAGCUUAAUAAAAGCCUCCUAUAGUACAUUGGUAUGGACUAAAUACACAAAAUAUUCUGUUAGACUUAAUGCUGUAUUAAAUAUGGGGAAAAAGAAAACAUGUAUUUUGCCUCUAGACUUUGAUUUACUGAAGUUUUAUUUGGCAAGAAAAAAAAAUUGAAUCUUGAUCAAUAUGUAAACCAAAGGGAAAAGGGAAAAACAAAACAAAACCAAAGUUCUUUGUUUUGCAUGGCUAAGCCAUUCUGUUUAUCUCUGUAAAUAAUAUGAUUUCUUUUUGUUUUCUUUUCUUUUUCUCUUUAGAAUUUUGUUAAAGAAAUUCUAAAAGUUUUAAACACCUGCUUUCCACAAUAAGCCAUGAACACUACAGUGAGAUUAGUUCUGUAUUAUUAUUAUUUUUUUUUGCUUGUUUUGUUUGCUUUUUUUUCCUUUGGUAUGGAAGAUCAAAGGUUUAAAGUCUUACUCCUAAGAUGUGUUUGCAGAAAAGUAACAGGGCAACAAAAAGAGUGUUUACUCUAGUCUGGCGCGUUGUGCACUUGUCAUUGUAACUGAGUCCACAAACAGCUGUUAUAGCCUAGACAGCAGCAGGAGAGACUCAGACCUCUCACCCAGGAGCAGAUGUUUACAAGAGAGGACAAGAUGGCCACUUCUGCAUCAGUGUCUGAAUAAGGAGGAAGCUCGCGUGCUCUUGAGCAAUUCGGAGUGCUCUCACGCAGGAAGGAAGCUAACUUGCAGUUCCACUUCUGGAGUUUCUUCUCUCCAGUUGUACAGUUGGCCACAGGAUACAGGUUUUUAACCAGUUCAAGGUUCACUCCCUAUAUGUAAUUAUAGGAAUUGUAUGUGGAAAUGGAUUAACAUAUUCCUCUAUGCCUAAAAGAAAAUAAAAAUGAAAUAUGUCUUCACAUAUCUCUUAUAGCUGUCUGCCUCUUGUCUGCAAUGGGAUGUUCAUGUACAAAAUGUGAUUUUAUUUAAUAAAAAGUGAAAACGUU